This is a messenger RNA of Metschnikowia bicuspidata var. bicuspidata NRRL YB-4993, 1610 nucleotides long. It is a transcript of the gene SEC34, whose product is annotated as Golgi transport complex subunit. Gene Ontology annotation, biological process: autophagy; Golgi organization; intra-Golgi vesicle-mediated transport. The record is from RefSeq and is a predicted model, not a curated record. The coding region runs from base 6 to 1241 and encodes 411 amino acids. The transcript has a single exon. Gene Ontology annotation, cellular component: membrane; cis-Golgi network; COG complex. Lineage: Eukaryota; Fungi; Ascomycota; Pichiomycetes; Serinales; Metschnikowiaceae.
ACGAUAUGAGAAACAAGAUUCUCAAAGAGACCAGCAUUACUGAAUUGAGCCACCUUACCAAUUUGUUAGCAACUUAUUACGAGCUUGAUGACGAUACGGCGUCAAUUGUAUCAAAUACGCAUAGCAAGAUCGAAUACGGGGCGCUACUCGAGCCAAUCAUCAACGACUCCCAAGCUCGGCUCAUUUUUCGCAUCCAGAAUUACAUUGAUAACAAGCUUGUAAAGUACAAACCUAGGCCGGAAGACUUACUAUUGGGCAACCGGAAAAAGUCUAGCGGGCGGAUCUCCGUCUUGGACGAAUUUGAGGCAAACUUAUUUCCUGAAUUAUAUGUACCAGUUGGGAAAGCAUUGACAAUCUUGUCCAAUCUCUAUGAAUUGAUAAACUCGAUGGUUUUCGACGAUAUCGCACACUACAUCAUUCACAGUUGCAUAUUUAUGUUAAAGAAUGGUGCGAUGGAUCUUGCUAUCAGUCACCUUGGGUAUGCUGACGCAAAACUCUUCUAUUUGAAGAACUUAACGAUGCUCAAAAAUCACCUCAACACUUUCGACAUACAGUUUGUUCGCACUGAAACUUCUUUGGAUUUGACUGGCGGCAUCCAAGAACUUAUAAGGAUUUUUAGAUCCGGAAGUUUGUCAGUGAGUCUCAACUCCCAAGGCGGAUUUUUGGAGCUCGCGAAAAAGUCUGCUCCGAAGGUCGUAAAUGAUAUGAUCGAUGCCAAAAAGGAAAUCGAGCUGGAGUUGAGUAAUACAUUUAACGAUUUCAUCACAGACUGUACGAAUGUGAUUUGUGAGCCAAUACUUCACGAUGAUGGCACCAGCUUGGCAGAAAAAAACAACAAGUUAAGUGAUAAUGUGCUCAUGAAAGUCCCACACAUUCACAAGCAGGUGAGCGCCUACAUCGCACAAGAUGAGUUUGUGACAUAUCUUCUUAGUGUAUUGUCUCGAUUGAUCUAUAGCACUUACGAAUCCUACCAUCGUACAGUGGAACAGAAGAUGGCAUCAUCGGGGCAUGCUGACGAACUCAACGAGAUCAUGGAGCCGGAAACAUUCUUCAACUUUUUGGCAGAAACAAUAGCGGGAUUGCAAGAAUUCCACGACAUCAGGCAAGAAACGAUUGAUUACAAUGAAGAUAACAUCAACGCUUCAGAACCCAUACUUGAAAUCACAAAUGAGAUUAGUGAAGAUCUAUCGCCUAAAGAGUCUGAAGUGUCAAGAAUGCUAAUCGACGAAAACCCAAGAUAGACUCAUUCAUAUCGAAUCAAGGACAUCGUAUAGCUUCCAAAUCAAUUUCUUGCAUCCAACUCCUUGGUUGAAGCCGGGAAAAAUUAGGGCUGCUUCUCGCCGUCCGCAGGCUCGUAUAUAUUUUUCAACAACAAUCUAUUGAGCUCGUUCUUCACAAAUUGCACCAUGUCACCUUUGAUCAUCAAAUGCGAAUUGUCGAGCUCUUGUAGUACGAUGCCUCUGCUUGUGGAGUCGAUUUGAAGAAUCAAGGCCCGAAUCGAUGGAUCGCAUCGUACCAAGACACCUUUGCUGGCUGUUGGCAUUUUCAAACUAGGGUGCUCUGAAACCUCUGUGAUCUACAUUCAGAAGCGCGCGACGGACUCUUGAUGG